Molecule: messenger RNA, 2109 nt
Organism: Procambarus clarkii (red swamp crayfish)
Lineage: Eukaryota; Metazoa; Arthropoda; Malacostraca; Decapoda; Cambaridae
Gene: Prps
Product: phosphoribosyl pyrophosphate synthetase
Biological process (GO): ribonucleoside monophosphate biosynthetic process; purine nucleotide biosynthetic process; 5-phosphoribose 1-diphosphate biosynthetic process
Cellular component (GO): cytoplasm; ribose phosphate diphosphokinase complex
Molecular function (GO): ATP binding; ribose phosphate diphosphokinase activity; magnesium ion binding
Source: RefSeq, a predicted model, not a curated record
GUUGCAUGAGUGGCUCGAAGAGAGGAGCAGCGCGGGAGGAUAUUGGAAUGCUUGACGCAGCGGCGGAGGGGAAGACGACGUCGGGCUGCUCCUCAGUGCUCGCUCCUGCGUGUCUCGCCCUCCUGCCCGCCACCACCACACCUCCUGCCCGCUCCUCCUCCUCCUUGAGGAUGCCCAACAUCAAGAUCUUCUCGGGCUCCUCCCACCCGGACCUGGCCCAGCGGGUCGUCGACCGCCUGGGCAUUGAUUUGGGCAAGGUGGUCACCAAGAAGUUCUCCAAUUUAGAGACUUGUGUGGAGAUUGGAGAGAGCGUGAGAGGCGAGGAUGUUUACAUCGUUCAGAGUGGCUGUGGAGAGAUUAAUGAUAACUUGAUGGAAAUGCUCAUUAUGAUCAAUGCUUGCAAGAUUGCUUCUGCUGCUAGAGUUACUGCUGUCAUUCCAUGUUUUCCAUAUGCCAGACAGGACAAGAAGGAUAAGCGUUGUGAAAUACCGGAAAAACUUGGACGGAAUUGGAUGCGACUUCGAGGUGAAGUAGAAACCGCUGCUCCGGUUGCAGAGCUUGGUGCUUUAUCCCGUGCUCCUAUAUCUGCCAAGCUGGUAGCCAACAUGCUUUCUGUAGCUGGGGCAGACCACAUCAUUACAAUGGACCUACAUGCCUCUCAGAUCCAAGGAUUUUUUGACAUUCCUGUUGACAACCUUUAUGCUGAACCUGCAGUCCUCAAGUGGAUCCGUGAAAAUAUUCCCGAGUGGGGAAAUGCGAUUAUUGUCUCGCCUGAUGCAGGGGGAGCGAAAAGAGUGACAUCUAUAGCUGACCGUCUCAAUAUAGAAUUUGCCUUAAUCCACAAAGAACGAAAGAAAGCCAAUGAAGUAGCAUCAAUGGUUCUAGUUGGAGAUGUAAAGGAUCGCAUUGCCAUUCUGGUGGAUGACAUGGCUGACACAUGUGGGACUAUCUGUCAUGCUGCAGAGAAACUGAUGGAAGCUGGUGCAACCAAAACAUAUGCCAUCCUAACGCACGGUAUCUUCUCUGGACCCGCCGUGUCUCGUAUAAAUAAUGCUUGCUUCGAAGCAGUUGUUGUUACUAAUACUAUACCUCAAGAGCAACACAUGAAAGAUUCUAAUAAAAUUCAGUUGAUUGACGUCUCCAACAUUUUGGCCGAGGCUAUUCGCAGAACCCACAAUGGGGAGUCUGUUUCUUUUCUAUUCAACUCCGUACCUCUGUAGAUAAUGACAAGCAUGAUGGGUCCCAAGAUUAAUUUAAUGAAGUAAAUGAAGCAGGUAAAUUUAAAGAUGAUGGGGGAAACUGUUUCACAACUUUCCCUUUACACGAGAUGUGUGUAGAAUCCUCGACAAUUGUUACUCCUUCAGCGUAAACCAACUUUGUGCAUUUCUACUCCAGUAUAGGCAUUCUGAGUGAUAUACUCUAUAGGGACUUCGAAAUCGUGUGCGACUUGUAAUACGUAUACUGUAUAAUCAUAAUGACUUUAAUAAUUAUUGCAUUAUAUUGCUAAAGUGGAAUGAUUUAAGGUUUCCCCAAAGUCAUUUAUCUACUGUGGCUUUUAAACCUACAUAAUGACUAAAAGUAACACCUAAUAGCACAUUGUGAGGCGAGCAGGAGCAGUUAUGCCUUAACAUUCAGAGAAGUUUAAUAUUUUGUACUAAUUUGUUUGAAAAUAUGUAGGAUAUUGUUUUUUCAUACCCUUGGCUCAUCAAGACUAACUGUGGCCUCAAAAGUAGGAGACCAUUGUCCUACCAACCAGGUUAUGGAUUGAAAGUGACUAAAAUAUUACCCCAUGCUAUUGCCGAUUAUAGGAUUGUACUCUUGACUUUGUUAGUUUGAUUGAACUGAUACUAAAUAUUGUGGAGCCCUAAUUAUUAAAAAAUUAGUUACUCGGUCUGUGUUCCGGGGAUGUUUGAAAACUAAUGGGAAAAUAAGUGAGGGCACAUAGUGCACCAGUAAGAAAUAAUGAUUAAACACCUAUUUUCAGUGUUUGCCUCAACAAUUCACUUGUGGUGUUUAACAGGGUUUAUGAAACUAGACGUGUUCUUUAACCCCUAAAAAGAUGCAUUCUCGAGACCUUUAAAACUUGAUGAAUGGUUGUUUUAAAUAGAA